AUGGCGGAUGUAGCCGCCGUCCGGAGCCAAGUGGUUCUGGUCGUGAACAGCCUGGGCCGAACCCUGCUGGCCCAGCUGAGGGAGGCGGAGCGUGGGAGCCGCGAGCGCCGCUCUCAGGUGAAGCUAACCGUGGCUAAUAGCAACACUUCCGGCUCCAGCGGCGCCUGUCGGGGUUUCUUGGUGCGGCGGCCCGGUGCCCCGGUGCGGCGGCGGCCCGGUGCCCCGGUGCCCCGGUGCGGCGGCGGCCCGGUGCCCGGUGCCCCGGAGGAACUGGGAGUGGCAGUGGACAGGCUGUGUCUGGAAGCUGCCGAUCAAAUCCUGAAGAUCCUGGAAACCAGCAUGACGAGGCAGGAAGAGGCUCCGCCCACACCGGCCGACACCCGUGGAGGCUUAAUGAAGACCCAGACAGGUGAGCAGGAGCCCGGCGCAGGCCACGCCUACUUCCUGUACGGAGUCAGUGACGGAGCGGCUGCAGAGCAAACGCUGACCAUGUUUCCUUUUCUGAGCGCUGCUGGUGACAGCAGGCGCCUGCUGGUGGCGCUGCAGAGCGCUGGGGGUGAGUCUACCUGCUGCAGUGCGGAGGACGGAGCCCUGAGGAGCUCCUGGUGGCAGCAGAAGCAGCGCGUCUCAUCUCACAGCGCCACCUGGCGGCGAGGCCAAACGCUGCGGGCGGAGGCCGGCUGCGACCACGGCGAGCGAGGAGCUUCACCUGCGGUGCUGGCGCUGCAGCAGGCUGUUCCCCAGCGCCGAGCGGCUGGCCGACCACCACAGGAAGUCCACCCGCUGUGCUCGGUGUGCGGCGCGGCGUUCAGCGGCGUCCUGAAGCUCCGGGAACACCAGCUGAAGGAGCACGGCCUCCUGCCGUUCGCCUGCGGCUUCUGCCCCAAAAGCUUCAACCACAAGACGCACCGCGACCUGCACGUCAAGGCGCGACACACCGGCGACAAGAGCUGCCGCUGCGACAUCUGCGGGAAGGGCUACUCCUGCGUCGGCGCGCUAAAGACGCACCGGGUGACGCACUUCAGCAAGACCUUGAUGUGCGAAGUCUGCGGCAAGGCCUUCUACCACGCCUCCCACCUGACGCGACACACGCUGGUGCACCAGGAGCCGCGCCCAUUCAGCUGCUCCACCUGCGGGCGGCGCUUCACGCAGGCCGGCAACCUGCGCAGCCACCAGGCCACGCACGCCGGAGAGAAGCAGCUCUGCUCCGUCUGCGGCAAGAGCUUCCGCUGCCUGAGGAACCACAUGAUCAGCCGACACGCCCAGGAGGCGGCGGCGGCCGGCCUGCUGCCGCCGGCCGUCACCUGCCAGGUCUGCGGGAAGAAGUUCCCCAACCCGUCGCAGCACCGGGCGCACCAGCGCAGCCACACGGGGGACAAGCCGUUCCACUGCGAUGUGUGCGGGAGGAGCUACCGGCUGCAGCAGCUGCUGCAGGACCACCGCUACACCCACGGCGGGCAGAAGCCCUACAGCUGCUCCGCCUGCGCCCAGACCUUCAGCCGGGCCUCCAGCUUCCUGCGGCACCGCAGCAUCCACGGCGGCCAGGCGCCGCACAGCUGCCAGCGCUGCGGGAAGCACUUCCGGCUGCGCAGCUUCCUCCGGGCUCACCUGCAGACCCAAGCUCACCUGAGGCGGAUGCAGCAGAGCCUUUAAUCCCAGAUUAGCAGCUGGGAUGGACGAUCUGGACGGUUCGGUUCCUUCGUCUGCUUGACUGUAAUCUGUCACUACACAGAAACACGGCCCUGAGGGACACCAGCUGGACGAGUUUCUGACCCGGUCCAGAGCCUGUUAAUCCCAGCUGCCGGUUCUGGACCAGCUCUCUGCAGCAGAGCACUGGUUUGACUGGUUUCCAGUUGAGCAGCUUGAGGGAGUCCAGUAAAUCCAGAUGAUGAUGUGUAAUCCAGCAGACCUGCUCAGAUUAAGGAACGUGUCCAGGCGAUAAUCCCGCCUCGGUGUUUGAACCAUAAUCUGCGGUUUGUUUACGUUCCAGAUGCUAAUCAGAACCACAACAUGUUUGUUUCAUCGUUUGAUCAUCAGAUUAUCAGCUUCUGGGAU
Molecule: messenger RNA, 2055 nt
Organism: Poeciliopsis prolifica (blackstripe livebearer)
Lineage: Eukaryota; Metazoa; Chordata; Actinopteri; Cyprinodontiformes; Poeciliidae
Product: zinc finger protein 436-like
Exons: 6
Coding region: 1-1653 (550 amino acids)
Biological process (GO): regulation of transcription by RNA polymerase II
Cellular component (GO): nucleus
Molecular function (GO): DNA-binding transcription factor activity, RNA polymerase II-specific; RNA polymerase II transcription regulatory region sequence-specific DNA binding
Source: RefSeq, a predicted model, not a curated record